UGCCUCUACUAAGGAGGUACACACUUGAUCAACUUACCUGCGCUGCGACGCUGAAGAACACAAGUGUACAACGCCUCCCAGAUAUGGCUCGUGCGGCUCACAACAUUCUGGUACUGGUCUUCCCAGUCCUCAUAGGUGUGACCAGCGCCGCCUACCUCGAUGAUCUCCAGGCCCCAGCCGCCUCCCAGUUAUCAUUAACUAACUUCAAUGGAGCUUUCGGGGGAGCUCCUCUUGCAAACGACGGAUAUAAUGGUAACGGAGGUGGAGGAGGAGGUUCUCCCGGCCGUGGUACUACGAGAGGAACUUUUGGAGGCAACAAUGGGAGAGGAGGUGGACUAGCAGUUAGCGGCAGCAGCAUCGGAGGAAGUGUUGUACCCGGAACUAACGGUUUUGGAGGUGCUGGAUUUGCAACAAACUUUGAAGACUUAUCCUUUUACGAUAGUGACCCCAUCACUGCACUGGAGUCAGCCAUCGGUGGAGGAGGAGUGCCAGGCGAGGACUACCCCAUCCUCUCCUCCGUCCCAACCACCAGGUUCUCCUGCGAGGGUCAGCUGCCUGGAUAUUAUGCUGACACUGACGCAGAGGCUGGCUGCCAGGUGUUCCACAUCUGCCAGGAUGGAGGCAGGAUCGACUCCUUCCUGUGUCCCAACGGCACCAUCUUCAACCAGCAGUACUUCGUGUGUGACUGGUGGUACAACUUCGACUGUUCCACCGCUGAACAAUUCUACGAACUCAACGCUCUGAUUGGUCAAGUUGGCGCCAACAGCGACAGUUUUGGCUCUGCCUCGUCCUCUCAAGGAUCCUUCUCCUCCUUCAGUAACGGGAACGUCAAUGGUGGAUCUCCUUCCUCUGUUUAUCAAGUUCCAGAGAGCAGUAAUGGUAACACAAUCGGCUCCAGAGGCAAUGGAAAUAAUGACUUCAGCAACGGAAGAGGGAACGCACGUAGAGGAGACCGACUUGGUUCAGCAACAGAUCGACAGAGCUCCUUUUCCCCAUUCACUGAUGCUUCUCUUAACGGUGGUGCUCCUUCCUCUCUUUACGGAACUCCAAGUGUCAACAACGGUAACUUUGGAGCCAGCAGCAACAGAAAAGCUGUUCUGAGGAACGGCAAAAGAAAAAAUGGAAAUGGUAGAAAGAAUGGUGGCUUCAGUAACGGGAACGUCAAUGGUGGAGCUCCUUCAUCAAAUUAUCAACUACGAGAAAGAGUUAACGGUAAUAGAGUUGGCUCCGGAAUCAGACAAAAUAAUAUCUUGAACAACGGCCAAGAAAGUUCCUUUGGAGGAGAAAGAUUUGGAUCAGCUACAGACCAACAGAGCUCUUUCAACCUCCUCAACGGUGUUACUGUUAACGGUGAUGCUCCUUCCUCCCUUUAUGGACCCCCUAGUGUCAACAACGAUAACUUCGGAGCCAGCAGCAACACACAAGCUGUAGUGAACAACGGCAACGGAGGAACAGGAGGCCGUGGCAGGAAUGGCGGCCAUAAUAGCCGUGAUGUCCAGCCUCCAUCUGGCCUCUACCAAACUCCCGGGAAAUAAACUCCGAGGAUUAUAAUUUAUUGAUCAAAUAAUUAUCACACAAUAUUGUUAGUUUAUAAAUUAGUUUAAACAAUUAGAUAAAAUAAUGCAGAGUAAUUCUUAAUAGGUGUGACAGUAUGAGGGUAUAUACAGGUCCACAUUUCACUUGUUAACAUUAAGGAAACUAAGAUAACUUUUCAAACGCCAACUUGUGAUAAUAGUACUAGUAACAUUUAUAUUACUUGACUAUUUUAUAAUCUAACGUUUUUCUAUUCUUAUGCUAUUCUUAUGUAAACCUUUAAUGUACACAAACUUGUAUUU
Molecule: messenger RNA, 1835 nt
Organism: Homarus americanus (American lobster)
Lineage: Eukaryota; Metazoa; Arthropoda; Malacostraca; Decapoda; Nephropidae
Product: pro-resilin-like
Exons: 3
Coding region: 84-1535 (483 amino acids)
Cellular component (GO): extracellular region
Molecular function (GO): chitin binding
Source: RefSeq, a predicted model, not a curated record